AUGGAUCUAGAAGUCGGGGUCCACGAGGGCCCGUCACAAGCCGAAGAGCCCUAUCUGAUGCCUUACUGCAAUCUAACAGCCGUAUCACCACAUUCACACGAUGAGCUAGCCGCUCAGGCUGUUUGGUGGUGCAAUGUGGUAGGCGUGCCGCUAAUUGCCGCCGCUGGCCUAGCCGCGAAUCUGCUCAAUAUCGCCAUAUUAACGUCAAAUCGGGCUUCUCGUCGGAUACCUUCAUGGCAACUCCUCCUUGCGCUCGCCAUCUCCGACUGUUUCUUCCUGAUAUUCGCCACCAUCGAUGUAACCCCGUCCUCGAUGACCUCCCUGGCCCAAUCGCCGCUUUUCAACCUCAUCUACGCCCACUCGGCGCUGUACAUCCGGACCGUCGCGUCGACCUUCUACAAAACUUCAGUGCUCAUCGUCGUGGCGUUCAAUGUGGAGCGGUACAUCUGCGUCGUUCAUCCGCUCUGCUCGCAUCGAAUUUGCACAGGGCGCGCGAGUCGAGCGGCGAUUUUUACGAGCUUUUGCAUCUCGCUCCUCUGCUCCAUCCAAUGGCCAAUUUGCUACGAAGUGAUCCCCUGUGAGGUCGAAGGUAUGGCUUCGUUCUACAUCAUCAUGCAGACACUGCGCCCAGCACUUAAACUCUACUACCGUAUCAUGGAUUACACAAGCCUCUUCGCUUUCAAUGUACUCCCAAUUUGCGCCGUUCUCGGGCUGAAUGCUCGGCUAAUAGUCACACUAUCGAAAGUGGCCGAUGAAGACGCGAAGCGCACAGGGCCCCAAACAGAGUUCAAUGGCGGAUUCGUGCAGGAAGAGCGUCGUCCCGGAAAUCGAGUAAACGCUAAUGCCAUGCUUUUCGCCGUGGUGUUAUGUCUAUUGAUAUGUGUCGGUCCACAGGCCCCAGCCCGUCUCCUCUUCGAUUUCUACGGCCACUACCACUCCACGGCCAUCGUCUAUACUUGUAUCACACAACUGCUCGUUUUUCUGAACGCCUCGCUGAAUUUUGUGCUCUACUGCGUCGUUUCCAGGCGAUAUCGGGCCCUGAUGAAAGCGACGAUCAAGAGAAUGGCACAGGGCGUUAUCGAGCGCAGCUCCUACGGCACCAGCGCCAUCAGAAGCAAAAGCUCAUCCGCUCACGCAACACUUUUGGAAGAGACACCCUCGCGACCGCUGAUUCCGAUGCAU
Mesorhabditis spiculigera is the source of this 1182-nucleotide messenger RNA. The record is from the annotation of a GenBank genome assembly. Lineage: Eukaryota; Metazoa; Nematoda; Chromadorea; Rhabditida; Rhabditidae.